AUGGACAGAAUCGAUACCAACCAUGAAGAUCAGAAGGCUCUGGAAGCUCGGAAGACUUCCAUUCAUGACACUUUGGUAUUAUUGACACAUUAUUUUCCCACAUACGACGGGACAAACCAUCUUUACUCCCAGUGGGACCGUUGUGCUGCACUUCAUCAUCAUAUUCAGGCUCUCAGAGACAAGGUGGCUGCCUUGAAACCCACAGAGACAAUCGACGAUGGUGACCAAGAGCUAUAUAAUAAGCUCAUACACGAUGACAUCUGGUAUAUGAUCGAGAUUCAGCAAUUUUUGGAUGCCGAGCGUUCCCUCUUUUCUCUUUUAGAGAACGCAGACAAUAAUCCCAUAUUCGCUGCCAAACUUCACCGAAGCCUGCUAGGACUUUAUGAGAGAACUGGCCGUAGCAUUCUUGCCAAGAAAUCUGCGUCCUUGGAGUUCGAGAUUAUUGAAAGAGAUUCUCAGACUGUGAGCAACGAUAUUGCUAAUGCCUGGAGCAAUAUGGACUACACAAGAGUUUCUGCCUUUGAGGCUUUAGAUGGGAUAAUAUAUCUUGAUAAGGCGAUCUUGAUGGCUAAGGAUGUGCCUGAGCCAAGGCGCUACCAACAGUUCAGCAUUGACCGCUUCUUGCGCAACAGAGGACGAGCCAACGCGCAACUGCAACGCCUCGAAGUCGCUUUGAGUGAUUUUUAUCAAGCUGAGUACUACCAAGAGAAAAUCCAUGGACCAAGUAGUCAUUAUGAUGGAGAGACACAAUAUGAGCGUGCCAAGAUUGAAGCCCGGCGAGGCAACUUUGAGAGAGCGUACUCACUCGCCUUCAAAGCUUGUGAUCUGGUAUCUGUAGAUAAGCCUACACAUGCAAGUGUGAUGGCAGCACAGUACCUCCUAGGAUGGAUUGCUAUGCUCCAAGGAAAAAAUACUCUUGCGUUGAAGCACUUUGAGAAAUCGCUGGCUAUUUCAAAACCCAAUGAGCACCAAAGAGGGAACUCGGGCGAAUCGGCCAGGAUUGAAUGGCGUAUGUCACAGGUCUUGGAGCGCAUGGGCAGACAAGAAGAUGCCAUGACUCUUCGAGAGGCGGCUGUAAAGGUCAAAGCUAGCCUGCUUGCUACCGGGGACUAUGCUCAGGUUAAAGAUGAGGAAAGUUCCUGGGAUGCUCUGGUCGGCUUACUUUAUCGUUGA
Trichoderma atroviride IMI 206040 is the source of this 1173-nucleotide messenger RNA. RefSeq lists its product as uncharacterized. The record is from RefSeq and is a predicted model, not a curated record. Lineage: Eukaryota; Fungi; Ascomycota; Sordariomycetes; Hypocreales; Hypocreaceae. Gene Ontology annotation, molecular function: protein binding.